CAGACCUCAACAGUCUUCUCACCAUUUGAACCUAACAUCACCGUGGAUAUGUCUCUUUUGGUUUUCCUGCUGUGUUCAGGAUUAUUUCACUUUACCUUCACUUCAAACCGUCUACGAAUGUUUGACAUUCAUGGUCCUUAUAUCAAGUGGAGUGGCGCAUCCGACUAUUGUAUUAAGAAUAAUGAAUCACUUGUAACUCUGUAUGAUGAAGAAGACGGCAAUUUCACAGACAAGUUUCAGGAAUCAAAGACACUCUGGCUUGGCCUGCGUAAGAGUCGAAAUCUUACUUGGUCCAACGGUGACAAUGUCAACUUCAAUGAAUCAUCUGUAAUUUUGAAAAAAGGGAAGCAGAUGUGUGAAGCUAUUGACAACGACACAUGGACAGGUUAUACAUGUUCAGAGAAGAAACAUUUCAUGUGCUCCAAAGAUGGUAACUACACCCUGAUUGAACAAAAGGAGGACUGGUGUCAUGCUCUGAAAUACUGCAGAGCGCACAACAGUGACUUGGUCAGUAUCCAUAACGAAACGGAAAAUGGCUUAGUGCUUGAAAAGGGAAACAAGAGCAGCUUCUGGAUAGGACUCAUGCAAGAUGAAUGGAAGUGGGAGGACAACGGCUGCUCUUCAUUCAGAAAGUGGAUUAAGCCACUCACUCGAGAUUCAGACGAAGAAGAAGAAGAAGAAUGCACAAACAACAAACAUGAAACAAUUGAGGAAGUUGGUUGUGAUCAACCUAAACAAACCUUUUGCUCCAAAGGUGACAUGAGAAUCAAAGUGAUCAAUGAGAGUUUGAAAUGGGAAGAAGCCUUUAAAUACUGCGAGACCAAUCACUCAGGCCUGCUGUGGAUUGAGGACAAGGAAGAUCAGGAUGCUGUCGAACAAUGGCUCAAAUACAGCGAUGUGGUUGGUCCGUUCUGGAUCGCCCUGAGGCAGAGUCAUGUCUUUGGGUUCUGGAUCUGGAGAGACAGUGCAGUGUCUUACAAUAACUGGAAGAAUGGAUUCGUGCCUGUGCCUCCUUCCUCACACAUAUGUGGUGUCAUCAACCGGACGGACAACUACACGUGGACGGAUGAAAACUGUGUGCUUGAGCAUCCUUUUCUUUGUGAGGAGGAGAUUGUAUACAUGAAUCACAAUGAAUAAACUGACUUUAAUUAGAUGUAUUAUGUCAAUAGAUUCCACAGAACUGUAUUUAGGUUAGUUGAAGGCAAUACAAUAAAGUUUAAAUAGGUUCAACUUGAUAUUACCGCUUUCAACUAACCGAAUAGAGUUCAGUGAUAUUUGUUGACAUAAAACAUUUAAUUAAAGUCAACGUUUCUGUUUGUUCAGGGCAGCAACAUCUCCCCGAAAAGGUCCCUUUAAUACUCUGAUUAUGUAUUGAUGUUUUUCUUGAAUUCAGCUGGUAAAAUAAAAAUACAUCUCUUAAGUUUUAGUUUGUAACAUAACAUUGUAGUUUGAUAUGUGUGUAGUUAAUAGACAUUGAUGAUGUGUUCUUAAUGAUGCCUUGUUAUCAACAGGAGUGGAAAUGAAUUCAUUAUUUUGUUCAUGUUGAGAUGUUUGUGAAGUAACUCAAUCAAUUGAAUCAAUUCAUUUUGUAUGUGUGUGUAUGUGAUGCUCCACCCCCUGACCCCUGACCCACAAGUAAUACUUGAAAACAUAUGUAUCUACAUUAAAUCAAGAAAAUGUGCUUUUAAGUCUUUGAUUUCUUAGUGUAGUUUGAUGCAGUUUUUUGGUUG
Messenger RNA from Trematomus bernacchii (emerald rockcod), 1730 nucleotides. Its product is annotated as macrophage mannose receptor 1-like. Lineage: Eukaryota; Metazoa; Chordata; Actinopteri; Perciformes; Nototheniidae. The transcript has 5 exons. The record is from RefSeq and is a predicted model, not a curated record. The coding region runs from base 49 to 1137 and encodes 362 amino acids.